UCUGGGAACAACGCACUGGCGAAUACGCUGGUUUCUGCUACUGCCAGGACCGCCGCCACGGUCACAAUUCAAAUCGAAACACGCCGUGCACUAUCAUUACUAUGAUAACUACGCGCCACCGCGUUAUCCCUCCAGGGCGUUCGCCUACCGAACACUAUGCUCCAUCAGAUGUAGAACAACUCACGGACCAACAAAUCCUCCAACUCGAGAAAACUGCACCCCGGCUCAGCGAGGAGUCCCGGGAAUUGAUUGGUGCAGAGCAAAUCCGCCAUAUCACUCCUGGCACGGUUACCAAGAGCGCUGAGGACGAAGACACAGACACGCGAAUCCCGUCGGAGGCAUUGACACUCGAACUUGUCUACCGAUGCACCACCAUCCCCGUGCCGCGCUUGCGCCGUGUCAUUCGAGACCAUGACACAAACGUCAUCGUCAUGGACUAUAUCCCGGGACGCCAACUAUCGCACGUCUGGCGCGAAAUGUCGACUUGGCGGAAGCUACGUGUUGUGUUUACGCUGCGCAGCUACGUGCUCCAGCUGCGCGCCAUUCAACACCCCGGGUCGGCGAUACCAGGUCCGAUUGUACCUCCUGGCCACCCCCCGCGCCAAUGCACAUCUCCGCUCUUCAACUGGAAGUAUGAAUGGAGGGGCCCUUUUGCGUCCUACGACAAGCUGGCGGCAUUCUUCAAUGAUCGUUACAAGGUGGCGCUCGUCCAGCACCGAAGGGUCCCCACCACGAAGGCUGAGUCGCGCGUGCGCGCGGACCCAUUCGACAAUUCGGGUCCGCUCGUACUCACGCAUCAGGAUAUCAAUAUGCGGAACAUUAUAGUAGGCGACGACGGGAGACUAUGGCUGAUCGACUGGGCGUGGGCGGGCUUCUAUCCGGGCUGGUUUGAGUUCGUGGCCACGAGGAUACAAUCGGAGAACGAGGAGACGGUUGUGCAUAGGAGUGAGCCGCUUUGGGACUUGCUUGUUCCGUUCAUCUGUGGUCUAUAUGAUCACCAGGAGAAGUGGUGGCGUCGUAUGGCAGUUGGUAUGGAGUAUAAAUAAUCCAUGAGUCA
Molecule: messenger RNA, 1057 nt
Organism: Rhodofomes roseus
Lineage: Eukaryota; Fungi; Basidiomycota; Agaricomycetes; Polyporales; Fomitopsidaceae
Product: kinase-like domain-containing protein
Exons: 2
Coding region: 102-1046 (314 amino acids)
Source: RefSeq, a predicted model, not a curated record